Messenger RNA from Agrilus planipennis (emerald ash borer), 771 nucleotides. RefSeq lists its product as uncharacterized. NCBI's taxonomy places the organism in Eukaryota, Metazoa, Arthropoda, Insecta, Coleoptera, Buprestidae. The record is from RefSeq and is a predicted model, not a curated record. The transcript is spliced from 4 exons. The coding region runs from base 37 to 666 and encodes 209 amino acids.
CUUGACGAAGAUCACUAACUCCUGUUUUUUACAAAUAUGUCGCGAAUGUUCCACUGGCUUGUUCACUUCUGUGCUAUUUUGUUGGUAAUAAGUUUUGGUAAUGGUAAGACAUGUCUUGGUGUACCCUUGACCAGAAACGCAAUAGCUUGCUCAUCUAUUGAAGGCCCAAAAAUAUCGUCGACUAGAGUUGAGAGGUCGCAUGACUUUUUUCUACCAAAAGGUAAAUCCACAAGCAGUUUGAUCCCAGUCAUGCGAACAGGUCGAUCGGUGAGCAGUUUGAUUCCAGCCAUGAGAACGGGUAGAUCAAUAACGUCGUUAAUUCCGGUAAUGAGAACUGGAAGAUCGUUUUCAGGAUUGAUACCAAUUAUGAGAACCGGUCGAUCAAUGGUAAAAAGCUUAGUCCCCAUGAUGAGAACAGGAAGAUCUGAUCCAAAUAAAACUACAGCGCAAGAACUAGCUGAAGGAUUAACAGAUGGAAAUGAUGCAGAAUACACGACAGAUCUCUUAAACAAAUGGCUUCAAACCAGAUAUUCCUUUCUGUCUUCAAAUGCAUCACCUGCUGAGGAUUCUCGAUUAGAAGACAGUCUGCAUCUAACUAGUUCAGAAGAUGAUCCACUCAACUUAUUGCAUCAAAAACUCCAAUUUCUGUUUGAUGUGGACUCAUAAACUUUAUGUAAAGUUGCGCCGAUACCCAACCCUGACCUCUGGCAUUCUAUAAAAUAACUGUCUUUUUUGUAUCAAGUAUAAAAAUAAAUAAGGUUUUGCAAAGUA